Molecule: messenger RNA, 330 nt
Organism: Westerdykella ornata
Lineage: Eukaryota; Fungi; Ascomycota; Dothideomycetes; Pleosporales; Sporormiaceae
Product: lanosterol synthase
Exons: 1
Biological process (GO): triterpenoid biosynthetic process; ergosterol biosynthetic process
Cellular component (GO): lipid droplet
Molecular function (GO): lanosterol synthase activity
Source: RefSeq, a predicted model, not a curated record
GAGGUGUUUGGCAGGAUCAUGGUCGAGUACGAUUACCCGGAGUGCACGACGGCGGUCAUCAUGGGGCUGCACCUGUUCCAGAAGUACUACCCGGAUUAUCGGGCGCAGGAGAUUCGGCGGUUCAAGGACAGAGCGAUAGUGUAUAUCCGGCGAGCCCAGCGCAAGGAUGGCUCCUGGUACGGCGCCUGGGGCAUCUGCUUCACGUACGCCACGUGGUUCGCUCUCGAGAGUCUGGCGUGUGCGGGGGAGACGUACGCGAAUAGCGAGAGGGUGAGACGGGCGUGCGGUUUCCCGCUGAGUAAACAGAUGGAGGAUGGAGGGUGGGGGGAG